This is a messenger RNA of Crotalus tigris (Tiger rattlesnake), 441 nucleotides long. Its product is annotated as ovomucoid-like. The coding region runs from base 93 to 359 and encodes 88 amino acids. Gene Ontology annotation, molecular function: protein binding. The record is from RefSeq and is a predicted model, not a curated record. Lineage: Eukaryota; Metazoa; Chordata; Lepidosauria; Squamata; Viperidae. The transcript has 4 exons.
CCCAGCUAGAGCUUAAACAGCACUUGUGUCCGUGAUAGCUAGAAGAUAUUUCAGUGGAAGAACUCUGGUGGGACUGAUCCUCUCCUACCAACAUGAAGGUGGCUUUUUACCUGUUUUUCACCCUGGCACUCUUCUUUUCGUACUCAGAUUUUGUUACCGAAGCAAAUGAAGAACCGAUUGAGUGUGGUGAUCAGAUAAAAGACUUCUGUACUUUGGAGCUUAUGCCACACUGUGGUUCUGAUGGAGAAACCUAUGACAACCAGUGUUUGUUCUGCAAUGCUGUUGUAAAGAGUCGUGGAGCACUUAAAUUAAAAUACCGUGGACCAUGUGAGGAAAUCAACAAGGCAGCUCUCUAUUAAAAAAAUCAACUACCAUGGGUCUCUUAUUCAUCCCAUCAUCUUAAUGAAUGCCAUAAUAAAUCAGUUAACAGAAUGAAAGAGA